This is a messenger RNA of Microtus oregoni (creeping vole), 7463 nucleotides long. RefSeq names its product leucine rich repeats and immunoglobulin like domains 2 (gene Lrig2). NCBI's taxonomy places the organism in Eukaryota, Metazoa, Chordata, Mammalia, Rodentia, Cricetidae. The coding region runs from base 205 to 3399 and encodes 1064 amino acids. Gene Ontology annotation, molecular function: protein binding. The transcript is spliced from 18 exons. The record is from RefSeq and is a predicted model, not a curated record.
AGCGGUGUCUGUCAGGGCCUGAGCUCUACGCCCCUGACCGCCGCCCCCCUCCCCCGCGGUCGCGUGGUUGCCACCUCUCGCUUCCCUUGUCGGGGGACAGGUGACGGCCGGGGCUCCGGGUGGCGGCCCAGCCUCCGGGUAUCUGUCCGACAGCCGCCUCUCCGAGCCAGCCGCCGUCCUCGAGCGGGUCCCGGCCGCGGGAAGAUGGCGGCCGCGCCCCGCGGCGUCUGGGAGCAGCGGCUCCUGGGCUGUGGGUCGGGACCCCUGGCGCUACUGCUCGUCCUUGCGCAGGCGCUGCUGCUGCCGCUGCUGCUGCUGCCCGCUGCCCGGGCAGGCCUGUGCCCGGCACCCUGCGCCUGCCGCCUUCCCCUGCUGGACUGCAGCCGCAGGAGGCUGCCCGCGCCCGGCUGGAGGGCACUGUCAGGCCCGCUGCCUCCCGACACUUCCAGCCUGGAUUUGAGUCAUAACCGGUUGUCUAACUGGAACAUCAGCUUGGAAUCACAAACAUUACAAGAAGUGAAAAUGAAUUACAAUGAACUAACAGAGAUCCCAUACUUUGGAGAACCAACACCUAAUAUUACUCUGCUUUCACUAGUCCAUAAUUUAAUACCGGAAAUAAAUGCAGAAGCACUUCAGCUUUACUCUGCUCUCGAGAGUUUAGACCUCAGUUCCAAUAUAAUAACAGAAAUCAAGACGUCUUCAUUCCCUCAAAUGUCGCUGAAAUACCUGAAUUUGAGUAAUAAUAGGAUAACCACCUUGGAGGCCGGUUGCUUUGACAACUUAUCGGGUUCUUUAUUAGUGGUAAAAUUAAAUCGUAACCGAAUUAGCAUGAUUCCACCUAAAGUCUUCAAGCUGCCUCAUCUCCAAUUCUUGGAGCUGAAAAGAAACAGGAUUAAAACUGUAGAAGGCCUCACCUUCCAAGGUCUUGAUUCUUUACGCUCAUUGAAAAUGCAGCGAAAUGGAAUUAGCAUACUCAAAGAUGGAGCAUUUUUUGGCUUGAAUAAUAUGGAAGAGUUAGAACUGGAACAUAAUAACCUUACAGGAGUGAGCAAGGGGUGGCUAUAUGGCUUGCGAAUGUUACAGCAACUGUAUAUGAGCCAGAAUGCUAUUGAAAGAAUCAGCCCCGACGCAUGGGAGUUCUGCCAGAGACUAUCUGAACUGGAUUUGUCCUAUAACCAACUGACCCGCCUUGAUGAAUCUGCCUUUGUGGGUUUGAGUUUACUGGAGAGAUUGAAUUUAGGUGACAAUAGAGUCACUCAUAUUGCUGAUGGUGUAUUUAGGUUUCUUUCCAAUCUUCAAACAUUAGAUUUGAGAAACAAUGAAAUUUCAUGGGCCAUAGAAGAUGCUAGUGAAGCCUUUGCUGGACUCAAAAGUCUCACUAAAUUAAUCUUACAAGGAAACCAGAUUAAGUCAAUUACACAGAAAGCAUUCAUUGGUCUUGAAUCCCUUGAGUAUUUAGAUUUGAACAACAAUGCUAUAAUGUCUAUCCAAGAAAAUGCUUUUUCUCAAACUCACUUAAAGGAACUUGUUCUGAACACAAACAGUUUGCUCUGCGAUUGUCAUUUGAAGUGGCUGCUUCAGUGGCUGCUGGAUAACAACUUUCACCAUUCUGUGAAUGUCAGCUGUGCGCAUCCUGAGUGGUUAGCAGGGCAAAGCAUCCUGAAUGUGGACCUGAGAGAUUUUGUCUGUGAUGAUUUUCUGAAGCCUCAGAUGAGGACACAUCCUGAAAGCACAGUUGCUUUGCGAGGUGCUAAUGUGACUCUGACGUGCACUGCGGUGAGCAGCAGUGAUUCACCCAUGUCUACUGUGUGGCGCAAGGACAGUGAAAUCCUCUAUGACGUGGAUAUUGAGAAUUUUGUUCGCUAUCGGCAGCAGGCUGAAGAAGCUCUGGAAUACACUAGUGUCCUGCACCUCUUCAAUGUGAACUUCACAGACGAAGGGAAAUACCAGUGUAUUGUCACUAAUCACUUUGGCUCUAAUUAUUCACAGAAAGCCAAACUGACUGUGAAUGAGAUGCCAUCUUUUCUAAAAACUCCUAUGGAUCUAACCAUUCGCACUGGUGCCAUGGCCAGAUUAGAAUGUGCUGCAGAAGGGCACCCUGCACCUCAGAUUUCCUGGCAGAAAGACGGUGGUACUGACUUUCCUGCAGCCCGAGAAAGACGAAUGCAUGUCAUGCCUGAGGAUGAUGUCUUCUUCAUUGCCAACGUGAAGAUAGAAGACAUGGGCAUCUACAGCUGCAUGGCACAGAAUAUCGCAGGCGGCCUCUCAGCAAACGCCUCACUCACUGUGUUAGAGACACCCUCGUUUGUUAGACCUCUGGAGGACAAGACCAUCACUCGAGGUGAAACGGCAGUAUUGCAGUGCAUAGCUGGAGGGAGUCCUGCUCCUCGCCUCAAUUGGACCAAAGAUGAUGGGCCGCUCUUAGUAACAGAACGACACUUCUUUGCUGCAGCCAAUCAGCUUCUCAUCAUUGUAGAUGCUGGGCUAGAAGAUGCUGGAAAAUAUACCUGCAUUAUGUCUAAUACCCUUGGGACAGAACGAGGACAUAUUUACUUAAAUGUCAUUUCAUCCCCCAAUUGUGACUCUUCUCAGAAUAGCAUUGGACAUGAGGAUGAUGGUUGGACCACAGUUGGCAUUGUCAUCAUUGUUGUGGUCUGCUGUGUCGUUGGCACUUCUUUGAUCUGGGUCAUUGUUAUUUAUCAUAUGAGAAGGAAAAAUGAAGACUACAGUAUCACAAAUACAGAGGAGCUUAAUUUGCCUGCAGACAUUCCCAGCUAUUUGUCUUCCCAAGGAACACUGUCUGAACCACAGGAAGGCUACAGCAACUCUGAGGCAGGCAGUCAUCAGCAACUUAUGCCUCCUGCCAACGGAUACAUACACAAAGGCACUGACGGUGGCACUGGUACCCGGGUGAUCUGUUCAGAUUGUUAUGACAAUGCCAACAUCUACUCGAGGACCCGAGAAUACUGUCCAUACACCUAUGUUGCUGAGGAGGAUGUUCUGGAUCAGACUCUGUCCAGCCUCAUGGUUCAGAUGCCCAAAGAGACAUUUUUAUCACAUCCUCCCCAAGAUGCUGCUACUCUGGAGAGUCUGAUACCAUCAACAGAGAGAGAGCUUUCUGCCUUUCCCACCAACCAUGAGAGGAUGACUGAGAAGCUUCCCUUCUCACAGAUGAGCAGUGAAAUAUUUCAGCGGCCUCUGUGGAACAUGAACAGAGAACCAGGCCUGCUUCCCUUUUGCCAACAGCCUGUCCUUGAGUCACCACAGCUUCCGCGACAUGAGGGCCUGGCAGAGAGGGAUCCAAACUGCUCCUCACCUGUGUCCUGCCACAAGUUACAUGACCACACUUUUGAUUUCAGCAGGACUCGGAACAUUCAAGAUGGUAGUGAGGGCACAUGAAGCCCGUCCACGAGAAAGUCUGAGCAGAGACUCAGGUUGGUUCAUUUACUACCUCAGAGUUGAGAAGAACCCCCAAAGUCAGCGUUUGCAUUACUCUUUGCUUCGAAUUAUAUCUGGCCACACCAAAGUAGCCUGAUGUUUGGCCUUACACCUGGCGAAGAAAAGGUAGUGGCUGGCAGAAAUGUACUACAGAAGUGUGUACCACGCUGAGAGGUCACAGCCCCGGCAGAAGACGAUGGACAAGUGUCCCUCCAGACGGCCUCACAGUGACAUGCCUAGGUGUGCACUGCCUGCCAUGAAGGGUGUCAUUGCUGCUUAGCUGCUGGCUUGCCCCAGUCCUCAGAAUGGUCGUGAGAAGACAUUACUGCUUUGACAUUUUACUUUGCCUUCCAAGCAAGGAACAGAGAUAACUUCUGAGCUCUCCUGAGUCUGACUGAGACUCGAGAAUGGAGGCCGAGACUUUGAUAUUCAAGGUCUUCGGCUGGAAUCCUUUCGCCAACUGGUACCAGAGCAAAGGCUUUUGUAUUCUUCUGGAGUUGUUUUUUGUUUUUGUGUGUGUGUUGUAUGUUUGUUUUGUCCCUAUAACCAGGGAUGUCAUUGUAAAUAUAUGUACAUUUAUAAAUAAUUUUUCUACUCAUUGACCUUGUGUGUUGGCUACAGUGUAAAUAUUUUUGAUAUGCCCAAAUUAUAUAUAAUGCCUAUCUAGUUACUGUAUGGGCAGCAACUUCUCAAGAUCAUAGACUUUGCAUAACUUAGUUUAGUGAGGUCUACAAACUCUGUUUAAAGCUCUAAGACUUUGUCACGAAGCUCAAGUAGAGGGACAGGGUACUUUGUGAUUGUGUGCUCACAAACUCGAGCUUGGUGUAAUUAACUGCUUGCUUCACGCCUGAAGGUCCGCGCAUCCAAUCACUCACCGUCUGUUUACAAGUGCCAGGUGAUAACCUUGUUCUCGUAGCAUAAAUGUCUUGUUCUUCCAGAGCCCGGCAGCCUUGCCACAGCCCUGUGAGCAUAGAAGAUGGCUUAUUUGGGGAUUGUCUUCUUUCAGCAAAGUGCUUUGAUGACAAGGAAACCAAAGAUUGUUCUUUUUUUUAUGUUUACUUUGUUUUUAAUCUCCACGAAUGUAGCAGUGUAUUAAGAAGGGAAGUGUGCCCUCGGGAGCCAAAAAACUUUAUGUAAACAACAAAUGUCAACACUAAUGCUAACGAAAUGUCACGUGCUUUCAGCCUGUCCUCUGUGUAAUACCAGCCUCCUACUUAAAUGGUCAUGUUUUCUUCAUUUUCAUUUUGAACCUUUAAAAAAUUAUUAUAGUCUUUCAUUCCUUUGGACCAUACGCUUUCUUCCUUUUGGACUGUGUUCCAGUUUUAUAGUGGUCUGACUAGAAAUUAAGAGCCGGCCCCUUCCUGGUGCUGCCCUGGCUAGCCACAUCUGACUCUUACUGCGGAAAGAGGCUGUUUACUAGCUGCUCUAAGCCGCUCUCCAGCUCUCCAGGAACCAGAGAGGAUUGUGCUACUUCAGUAAAGAGCCGCCUUUGUCAGCUGUUAGCUAGAUCAAGAGUCAUGCUGCUUGCUCUGACUUUAGCUGUAUUUAUUUCCCCAAAACAGGACUAAUGGUCUAAGAAAUGCUCAGGGGAGGGAACAGUCUCUGCUUUUAAACAGUGUCAGUAAACAGACUCACGUCUGGAUUGAAAAGCUGCAUUUUGUCUCUGGAGUAGCAGUGCUCCAGCACGUGGGCUCAGAGUGGAGGUGUGCUGCCGCUCGCUUGUUCUGUGGUCAGAGUUCAGCGCGCUGUCAGCUGUGAUCUGUCAGGGUAGAAAGCAGGCCCUGACCCAGUCCUCUAGAAAUACUUCAUCCAGGACGUCACCUCCAAGCUUCAGCAGUAACCUUUCUGCUGGGGUGUCAGGCUGGUCUCCUAAGGGUUGCGAAAUGUUGGACUUCCCUCCCAGAUAUCCCUGGCUUGUUACAUAACUUAUUAGGAAUCCAUCUACAGAUGGGAAGAGCCUGUUUCUGCUUUAAGAAUAACAAUAGCUUCUUACAUUAGAGAAAGGAAUUCCUGAAAAAACUUGCCCAUGUUUGACCAAGCAGUGUCUACCCUCCAAUAGUGAUAAAAUUGGCAUUUCCUCAGUGCUUCUUCCAGCUGAUGGGUUUCUGCUGGUUGUACCUUCAUCUGCAGGCUGCUGUCCAGAUAGGAAGUAUGUGAAAUCCAGCCCUGUGAACAGCUGUCUGUAAGACCCCACCUCAGAAGCUUUGCCCAGGCAGUUUUUGGUGAGGUGACUCUCACUCAGCAGGCUGUACGUGGCCCAGUGAAGGGUUGUAAAGGACCAAGAGUUUCGGCACUGUCAGCCAUUCUGUGAAAAGGGGGACAUGAGAGAAGUCUUUAUGUGCAUCUGGUUGUAGAGAGGUAUAAAGUACACUUCUCUGGUGAUGGAAAUAACCUGCCUUUUGUGGGGAAGUGUGUGCAGACGUCAUUGCUAGCCAUACUGCACAGAGACCUCCGAUGGAGUGGAACACGGGCAAGGUCCCUGUGACGUCUGCCAUGUUGUCAUUAGCUUGGGAGUUUGUCCUUUGAUCUUUAUGUUUGGUUUAGUACACUUCAGGAUUUUUUUUUAAACCAAGCCAUUUGGGACUUUGGUUAACAAAGGAAUCUGAUCUGUGUUCCCAGCUAAAAGCAUGAAAUUGUAGCAUUAUUUUCUCUGAAGAAAAACCCUAUACUUCUGACACAAGUGCCAUUCCUCCAACAAAAAAUUUAAGCCUGUGUUGUAUUAUAACUCUUUACUCUGAUUUUUAAAAAAAAUAUUGCUUUUUUUUUUUAGCCCCCUGGCUUUGAACUCUCAAUUUCCUGCCUCACCCUCUCAAAUGUGGCAACUAUAGGUAUUUGUCUGUCUUGAUUAAUUUUUGGUUUUGCCCAUGGAGCCCAACUGGAGUGGAGUUGGCAUUGCAGUUUUAGGAUGUUUUACCCAAGUGUGUGAGGAUAGCCUUUUCUCAUUGGCUAUGCACUGACAUGCUGCCGGUAAGUGUGGCUGUUUUCCCCUGGUGCUGGGCCUUGAGCCUACAACUCUGUGAGUGGCAAGUUCAUGUUCUCCCACAUCUGUUCUCUUUUUGUGUGAAACUUGGUCUAUCUUUGGGUUUUUUCUUUUUUUUCCUUUUGGCAGUCCUGGGGAUUGAUCUAUAGCCUCCUGCAUACCAGGCAAGUGGUCUACCUCUGAGCUGCAGCCUUGGCUGAAAUGUUUUGCUACAGAUUAAUGAGUGGUUAUAAAAACGAUGGGACCAUAAAUGGCUGAGCUGAGUUUUUUUCUGUUUGGUGGUGCUCUCUGCCAGUCCAGUAUGGAGGUGUGCUGCACCUCCCUUUCCACUUUAAACUUUUUGUUUGAAACAUGAUCUAAGGAUACAGCAUUUAGCCUAGAUUUUUCUGUUCUUGUUCUUUUUUGAACAUUAGUUUGUUGGCAGAAGUACCAAGCUUCUGAAUUAGGGAUGUAUUAGAAACUGCACUUAGAACAUCUGAAAACCCAAGACUCGUAGGCUUUGUGAGAAGGUGGGAGGGGAAGGAGAGGUUGGUGUGUGGUGUCCUGGGAACCAAACCCAGGUAAGCACUCGCAGCCCCGUGUGCUUUAAGUUAUGAUUCUUCCUUCUCGGUUGUGAAUUGUUUCUUUGCAGCGCUGGUAAUGACCAAGUGGUGGAGUGAGGGUGCAGAGCAGCUUGACUUGUCUGCACCUGGUGUUCUGACAUGCAGUGAGUUUGUAGCAACUGUGACUGUUUCCAAAGAGAAACUGAUCUUCAUACUUCAUGUACCCUUGAAGUAUGUCCUGGCUGCUGGAGAUGGCUUCUUCGCCCACAAGUGACUUCUGCUUCCUGCUGUCUUCUGUUCUCUUUUCCCGUUAGAGGCUGCCAGCUAAGCAGCCCUCCUAUAAGGCACCUCUAAAGAUAUACAAGCCACAUUGUUCAGUGUGGCUGUUUCGCGGUAUUGAUUAUAUUUUCUCACAUAAGAAUGUAUAUUUUAUAGAGCAUGUGUUCGUCCUGUCUACUGUAAUGUCAAUAAAGCUAAACCGUGAAUCAUUUGUCUUGCCUAAA